AUGUUGUUCGAUUUGCUGGCCGCGGUCAAAGCCUUGGGGCAUCUCAUGUCCCUUGGCGUGCUCGACAACCCAACGAGCCUCACGCAGUCAUCCGUGUCCGGAAACUCAGUAAAGAGCACGGUCAACGUCCAAGACUCAGCCGUUUGCGGUGAUAUAAUGAACGAGGCGAAUGUCAAUGGUACAUCCCUAUUCUGGGCCAGCGAUGUCUAUGCUUGCCUGCGCAAUGUUCCCUUCAGUAUAGCACCCGCUUUGCGAUUUUUAGACUACUUCAACACAACCAUACAGUUUCAAAGUACGCUGGCAUUUCUCAAGAACCCGCCGCAAGGGUAUCAGCAGCCACCUGUAAACGUCGACGAAACGCUACAGCGCAUCAAGACGAACGUUAAGGCAGGAUACUACAUGAACCAGUAUGACUUUGAAGCAGAUGUGCAAAGGCUCGUGUUUGCAAUGCACGAUGCUCAUGUGCACGUGCGGUCCGGUAUCCUCUCGCCCUUCUCUUUUGGAAGUCAAUGGGCAAUAUCCUCAGUGUCAGUCGAUGGCAAGAAGACCCCCAGCAUCUACUUGACUGAUGAUAUCUUGCAAGCACAAGAAGAUAACUGGAGGUGGACACCCUCGGCGAUCACAAAGAUCAACGGCGAGGACGUUAUUGACUAUCUCACAAAGUUUGCCUCUGCGAACUCGCUGGGAAGACUGGAGGGCCACGCCGAAUGGAACGACCUGAUGAGCCAUCCUGCUCAGGAUGUCCUUGGUCGGGAUAAUAUUUGGACUGGCGAUGCCACAUUCUAUCCCGGAGACCAGCUCAACUUUAGCUUUGAGAACAAGUCGGACACGCUCCAGAGUUGGUGGGUGUCAUUUUAUGACUACGGUCAAGACACUGGCCCGAUAGCGAAUGGUGGGGACUUCUACAACUUCUUUGUUCUCGGCAUCUACCCGGCAACCAAUGAGUCCGAAUCAUUCCGGGCAGCGGAUAGCUCUGUGGCUAGACGAUGGAAGCCAACGGCCAGACGCGAUGAGGAGACCACCAACAUCGAUGAGACGUCGGAGGAGGAGGUAGUCGACCCCAGCUGGAACUCAAUCAGUUUCGGCGCUUAUCCAGAAAAACCCGACAUUUACCAGCCUGAUCUCCUGGUGAAUGGCAGUGGUGUCGUGACUGGCUAUUUUCUGCCCGACAUAUCCACCGGUGUACUAAGUCUCCCAACUUUCAAGCAGUAUGGCGACGAACUGUAUGCAUUCUCGGAAACUGUCCAGAAGUUCAUCGACGGCGCGGUGAAGAAGAAGAUCGAUCACGUCGUGAUUGACCUCCAGCAGAACUCUGGAGGAGACGUCGUGCUGGCUUUCGACACGUUUUCCCGGUUCUUCCCAGAGAAGGGACCGUUUGCCGGGAGCCGGCGGCGAGGUCAUGAGAUGGGCCGUGUGCUGGGGAAUGCCACGACGACGUGGUGGUCUAGACUGGAUCCGAAUAGCGACAAUGACGAAGACGUAGAUGACUGGUGGGAGGGCCUAGCAGAUGAAUGGAUCAUCACGCCGCGCCUAAAGGCCGAAACCCGGAGAAACUUCCAGGAUUGGGAGGAUUAUGCUGGCCCCAAAAAGUAUCUUGGUGACGAUUUCACAGUCUUGGAGGAGUAUAACCUCUCUGAUGAGAACUUCACCUAUCAAGCGAUGGACAUGUCACCGUAUGGUUAUGCCGACAACCCUAGCAACACGACACAGAAGUGGGAUCCGAAAGACAUCGUACUUCUCACCGACGGCCUGUGCUCCUCAACAUGCUCAAUGUUCGUCGAGUUCAUGACUCGAAUGGGCGUCCGCACUAUCGUCAUGGGCGGCCGCCCUGAUACAGGCCCCAUGCAAGCAGCUAGUGGUACCCGGGGUGCAAGAGCCUACACCGCCAGCAGCCUAGACAACGAUCUGGCUUGGGCGGGUCACGUAGACACGACGGCGAACCGCACGUUCCCGGCCAUACCCAUAAAUGGACAGUACCGAGACUCAGGCAUGUGGGCCAAGUAUGUCGGGAUCAAUCUCCGCGACCAGAUCCGCGAGGACGAGAUGGAAGACGACGAUGCGGUCCCGCUGCAGUUCAAGUACGAAGCGGCCGACUGUCGUCUCUAUUAUACGAUGCACAACAUAUACAACAUGACUCGCCAGUGGCGAGACGUCGCAGCAGCGGCGUGGGAUGACACCUCGCUCUGUGUGAAGGGCUCGACAGGGUAUUCGACCACUGGGCAGAACAAACCCAAGAACAAGCCGCCCGCCACAUCGGCUGAAGCGGACUACCACAGUGUCCUCGGGGAUGGCUACACAUCCCCCGCUGAUGCUGAGGUGCUGUCUAGCCUAGAGUUUGCCGCUGGCAACCUGCUGGACGACUUCCCCCCCUCGACCGAGCUCCAGGAAUGUUACCAGGUCAAGGGCGAUCCGGACUGGCACUGUAAGGACAGCCGAAAGGUCUGCCUGAAGGUCAAUGUACGGUGCCCAUCGACGAGGAAGAAGAAGAGCACGGCCAAGACGCCCAUCAGGGUGUGCGUGCAGCAGUGCAGGCUUAGUGAAACGGAUUCCUCAUGUGCAGACUACGACGACGUGUACGGCAUGACCUGCGCCGCCUACACCCAGGUGGAACAGAAGGCCAGCGCGGAGCUGAUGGGCCAAGACGACACAGUACGCGAGACGAAGAAGUUCAAGGCCAAGGUGCUCAAGUGGCAGAACGUCUGCAAGCCGAAGUAUGGAACGAAAGAGAUCAGUCAGUGCCCAGCGUGA
Neoarthrinium moseri is the source of this 2748-nucleotide messenger RNA. RefSeq lists its product as uncharacterized. The coding region runs from base 1 to 2748 and encodes 915 amino acids. The record is from RefSeq and is a predicted model, not a curated record. Gene Ontology annotation, molecular function: serine-type peptidase activity. Gene Ontology annotation, biological process: proteolysis. The transcript has 6 exons. Lineage: Eukaryota; Fungi; Ascomycota; Sordariomycetes; Amphisphaeriales; Apiosporaceae.